Molecule: messenger RNA, 2943 nt
Organism: Penicillium brevicompactum
Lineage: Eukaryota; Fungi; Ascomycota; Eurotiomycetes; Eurotiales; Aspergillaceae
Exons: 5
Coding region: 1-2943 (980 amino acids)
Cellular component (GO): fungal-type vacuole membrane
Source: RefSeq, a predicted model, not a curated record
AUGACAGAGGCGAAUCGGCCUCUCCUAGAUGGGCACAGCCCUGAGGGGCCCACCGAGCGAUCAAGGCCAUCAUACCAAUUCUCAUCACGAUCAACAAACACCUCUGCGCAUACUUCUCACAACAACCAAAGUAAAUUGACGGUCUACAGUAAUGAGCAACGGCUAUCCCGGUCCUCUUCUGGCGGAGCUUCAUCCAACGACACAUUCCAAACAGCCGUGGCAGACGACACCAAUCGGCCGCUGUUAGAUGGCCAGCCCGCCACUGAACGACCCAACCCACCAUCCGCACUCUCGUCAUUAUCAUCAAACUUGUCGACACAAUCUUCACACGAUGAAGAUGAAUUGACAGUAUACAGCUCAGAGCAACGUUACUCGCGGUCAUCUUCAAGCGGGGCUGAAUCUAAUCGUACAUCAUCUCGGACUGUGGUACCCGAUAACCCCAACCAAAGUUUGUCGGUGCAACCUAGGCCAUCUUAUGAACUCUCAUCAGAGUCAACGCCCUUGUUACAUCGUCGCGAUGAUGAAGUGGGGCUAUAUGGGACUGAGCGAAGCACAUCGCGAGCGCCAUCCGAAUCAAGCACACAUAAGAAACGAAGCCGGGCACCGUGGCCCACGGUGAUCUCUCUCGUCACUCUCACGCUCGCUGUGUUGACAAUACUCGUCGUGGCCUUUGCUGCUCCCGCAGCAGUGCAAGAAUAUGGCCAGGAAGCCGCUGUGUUCAAGCCAACCUCGGUAUCAAUCGAUUCCACAACAUCUGAUGGUGUCAGGGCCCGGGUUCGGGGUGACUUCGUGAUGGACUCGACGCGAGUUAAAAAUAAAUCAGUUCGGGGUAUUGGUCGAUUGGCAACUUGGAUUGCCAGAGAAAUUGAGACGAGCCCGUCAGAUGUCGAGGUGUACCUGCCGGAGUACGGAAACGUUCUAGUUGGAACUGCCGCUGUACCAACUAUCAAGUUGAACAUUCGAAACGGUCACCAUACUACCGUCGACUUCCUGACUGAUCUUGAGGCCGGUGAUAUCCGAGGGAUUCACGCAGUUGCCAUUGAUUGGAUUGAAGGGCGAUUGGGUCGUCUCAGUGUCAAGGGAAAGGCUGCAGUCUCGCUGAAAUCAGGCUUGAUUGCUUUGGGGACUCAGCUUUUAACGCACAAUGUCAUUUUGGAAGAGAAAGAUUUCCCUGCUUUGCCAGAGGUGUCAAUUCUGAAGUUGAACGUUCACGAUGCCAAGACUGGAGCCAUGGCUGCUGAUAUCCUUGCUGCCGCCUGGAUUGACUCUCCAGUUGAUCUCACUGUUCCUGCUCUUGGGUUUGACGUUUUGGUUCCAAAUUGUUCACCCGGAGAUCCUUAUAUCCUCGUCGCCAAUGCAAAGACUAGCCAAAUGCAUGUUCAACCUGGCAUGGAAUCAACUGCUGCUGGUGUUGAAGCCCUCAUCAAGCAACUGCCAAAUGAGUUGACUUCUACCUGCCCGGGCAAAGAUGACUCACCCCUCGAUAUCUUGGUUUCGAGCUUCAUGCAGGGGCUUGAGACUACAAUCUACAUCCGCGGGUCUGAGGCGCCGUCACCUGAUACUCCAGCAUGGAUUGUCAAUCUUCUACGGAGUGUGACUGUUCCUCUGCCAUUCACAGGCCAUACGUUGGACAACCUGGUUAAGAACUUUACCAUGUCGGAUACUCAUUUCUCUCUUCCCGAUCCCUUUGCGGAGCCAGAUUCCCCAGAAUCGCGACCCACGGUCUCUGCACUGGUCAAGGUCCUUAUCGCUUUACCAGAGGAGAUGAACUUCCAGGUCGACGUGCCAAAGGUCCGCGCCCUGGCAGACGUCUUUUAUAAAGAUGAGAAAUUUGGUGUUUUGAACAUCAGCAAAUGGCAAGAUGCCAACUCCACACUCGUGGAGGACCAAGAUGGCUCUUCUGCACUCCUAGUGGAGUUCGCAAUGAAGGAUGCUCCGUUGGAAGUCACCGACGACAAUCUUUUGGCGGAGGUCAUCCAAGCAAUGUUGUUCGGUAGUAAAGGGGUCGAACUUCGAGUUGCUGCCACCGUAGAUACAAAGGUCUCGACUGGUCUGGGCCGCUUCGCUGUACGAGGCAUUCCCGCAGAAGGAACAGUUCCCGUGAAGACUUCCUUCGGAAAUCCCCUUGGUCGACUGAACCCGCGUGUGAUAUCAUUGCGACUGGGAAACACGACUGAAUCUUCAAUGACUGUAUCUACGCUGGUCAAUUUUACCAACCCGACCCAAUACUCGGCUACAAUUCCGUUUGUUGAUCUUCUUAUACUAUACAAUGACACCACUGUCGGUCAUAUCACCGCUCAAAAUCUGUCUAUCGUUGCCGGCAACAAUAGCCAUGUGCCUAUUGACUUCCUUUGGUGUCCCUCGGAUUUGAGUGGUGAUCAUGGGGUGGAGGCUGGUCGGGCUCUGUUCUCAUCAUAUAUAUCCGGUUUCAACACAUCCGUUACAACCAAAACCCACCGAAACACGAUUGCAAGCCUCCCGAAUCUCGGAGAAGCACUUUCGGUUCUCAACAUCACUGUCCCAGUACCCCAGAUAUCAACACCAGGCCGUCCUUCGAACGAAGGCGAAGAUAGCAAACCGCACUUCAUUCAAGACGCAACGUUCUAUCUUUGGUCAUCGGCAGCCCAAUUCACCCUUGCGUCCCCGCUUACAGAGACUGAUAUCCUUAUAACCUCGAUUGACGCGACAGCCUACUACGAGGGAAAAGACCCCAUUGGUCGAAUUAACACCCACGACCCUUUCAAAGUCUCCCCGGGCUUAUCCCAGUCCCCACGUCUACCCGUUGAUCUCAACAUUGGCGGCGUUGGAUACGAGGCAUUGCGCAAAGCUCUUGGCCAGUCAUUGGAAAUGGAUACAAUUGCCAGAGUGGGGAUUCAGAUCAAGAAUUACGUGGAUGAGAUCAUGUAUUAUGGGAAAGGAAUUGCGGCAAAAGUUCGAUUCUAA